This is a messenger RNA of Ruditapes philippinarum (Manila clam), 4942 nucleotides long. RefSeq names its product ATP-binding cassette sub-family C member 3-like. Bases 109 to 3726 code for a protein of 1205 amino acids. Lineage: Eukaryota; Metazoa; Mollusca; Bivalvia; Venerida; Veneridae. Gene Ontology annotation, cellular component: membrane. The record is from RefSeq and is a predicted model, not a curated record. Gene Ontology annotation, biological process: transmembrane transport. The transcript is spliced from 27 exons. Gene Ontology annotation, molecular function: ATP hydrolysis activity; ABC-type transporter activity; ATP binding.
AAUAAUCAUCUUAACACUUAUAUUUCAGAAUGCAUCAUUAUCAAACCAAAUCUAUACAAAGCAAUAUUCCGGACAUUUAUUUGGGGCUGGAGUGAGGCGACAGGAUAUAUGGCCGUGGCAGAGGUCCUUUUCUUAACGCAGCCGAUAUUUUUAAGGUAUAUUAUACAGAUAAUCGAAAUAGAGGGACGGGUCGAGGCAGAAUGGCAAGGAUAUUUGUAUACCGCGUUGUUGUUCAUAGUUUUAUGUAUAAACACGUUCAUGUAUCAUAUCUCCUUCCAUCACAUGCUUACUAUAGGACUCAAGGUUAAAACAGCACUAAUUUGCCUCAUCUACAAAAAGGCCAUAACGAUGAACAGAAGCGGACUGAAGUCGACGACAGUUGGGGAGAUUGUGAACUUGAUGAGCGUCGACUGUCAGAGGAUCCAAGACGCUUUCAUGUUCUCUUUUUAUAUCGUCUGCAUCUUCAUUAUACUUGUCAUUGCUGUUGUACAGCUAUGGGAUCUCAUGGGCGUGGCUAGUUUGGGCGGCCUUGCGGUUAUCCUCGUUGUUUUACCAACUGUUGGAAUGAUAGCCACCCAACAAUACAAAUUACAAAAGGAACUCCUUCGUCUAAAAGGAAACAGAAUAAAGAUCUUAAAUGAGGUUAUAAGCGGAAUAAAGGUACUUAAAAUGUAUGCCUGGGAACCUUCAUUUAUGAAAAGAAUUCAGGCAAUACGGCAGUCGGAAAUCAACUGUUUGUGGAAGUACGCCCUCUACACAGCUACAACAAUAGUGUUUGCCGUACAUAGUCCUUUUAUGAUAAAUUUCACGCUGAUCUUAAUUUACGUUCUGACGUCACCGACGCAUUCACUCGGAGCGGAGGAAACGUUCACAGCGUUGUCUAUUAUCAACAUUUUAAGAUAUCCAAUAGCACUCUGUCCUUUUCUGGUGAACGGAUCAGUGCAGGGAUUUGUUUCGGUUGGGAGAAUACAAGCGUUUUUGUGGACGGAAGAUGUUCGAACUGACAACGUCAAUGUUGUCAAACAAGCGGAAUAUCCAGUGUCAAUAGAAAGUGGUGAUUUUGCUUGGAAUGCUGAUGUUGAAACACCGAUACUAACAAACAUAACUCUGAAGGUUCGACCAGGUGAACUGAUUGCUGUGGUUGGUCAAGUGGGAAGUGGCAAAUCUUCGUUAAUUUCGGCUUGUCUUGGGGAGAUGGUCCGGAUGAGUGGCAAAGUUACAUUAAAGGGCAAAGUUGCUUAUGUGCCACAAGAAGCAUGGAUUCAGAACAUGACACUGCGUGAUAAUAUUCUCUUUGGGAAGAAGUACCAGGAGAAGAAGUACCGGAAGGUCCUGGAAUCGUGUGCGCUAUUACCCGAUUUGGAGAUAUUAGCGGGAGGGGAUAUGACGGAAAUUGGCGAAAAGGGUAUAAAUAUCAGCGGUGGGCAGAAACAGCGCGUCAGUCUAGCUAGAUCAGUGUAUAAUAAUGCGGAUGUCUACUUCUUGGACGACCCUCUCAGCGCUGUAGAUUCACAUGUCGGCAAACAUUUGUUCCAAAAGGUGAUCGGAAAUGACGGCUUAUUGAAACACAAGACACGUAUUCUGGUCACGCACGGAGUCCAUUGGUUACCGAUGGUUGACAGAAUUGUUGUCCUUAACAACGGUGUUAUAUCAGAAAUUGGUAGUUAUGUCGAGUUGAUUUCUCACGACGGAGACUUUGCCAGAUUCCUCCAUCAAUAUUUCCAGCAAGAUGACGACGAUGACGACCCGGAAAUUCAGGAGAUAAAGGAAACUAUACGAUCACAUAUAGACGAAGCAAAAUCUGACGGUGGAAUUACUUCAGAAGAUGACGGUUUAACGGCAAGUGGCAGGACGCACAGACGUUCGACACGGAUUAGCGCAUUUACAAGUUCAAGGUCAAUGUCGAAGCAGCCGGAAACAUUUAAUCCCGAUGAUUUAAGUCGACUCACGGUAGACGAGACAUCAGAGGAAGGAGCGAUUAAAGGCGCUGUUUUGUUAGCAUACAUUAAAGCAAUGGGCGUGUGUACGGUGGUAGUCGUGUUUAUCAGCAUGAGUAUAUUCCAAGGUUUGAACAUCUUCUCAAACUUCUGGUUGACCUACUGGACGGAGGACCCUUUGUUGAAGAACGUCAGUUUAUACCAGACGCAAGAAUACGAGGAUAAAUAUAUCUACUAUCUUCUUAUGUAUAUGGGCAUGGGUAUAAUACAAGGAAUUGCUGUAUUUUUAUCGUUUUACAUGGCUCUAACACGCAUGGUUCGGGCUUCCGGUAUAUUACAUAACUCCAUGUUGAAGAGUAUCCUUAGGUCACCAAUGUCGUUCUUUGAUACAACUCCAAUUGGUCGUAUGAUGAAUAGAUUUUCAAGUGACGUCGACAUCAUGGACAAUAAAUUGCCCGAGAGUUUCCGACUAUGGAGCGUUAUGGUUUUCUCUACGCUUGCGGUCGUCAUCGUAGUUGGAAUAACCACGCCCAUUUUCAUAGCAGCCAUUAUUCCUGUUGCAAUAUUGUUUGCCUUUGCCGUGAAAUUUUACCUCCCAACAGCAAGACAAAUGCGGCGAACGGAGUCUGUCAAACGAUCGCCAAUAUACAAUCAUUUUAGUGAAACAAUCACUGGUGCAGCCGUUAUUAGAGCUUAUCGAUGUUCGGAGCGAUUUAUCAACGAGUCAAGGAAACGAGUUGACGAGAAUAUAAAGUUUUAUUACGCAUCAAAUACUGGAGCAAGGUGGAUAGGAAUAAGACUGGAGACUCUUGGAAACGUUAUUGCACUGUUAGCUGCUGUGUUUGGACUUAUCUCUGAUGAACUUAAUGGGGCUCAAGUUGGUCUGUCAAUAACAUAUGCUGUCCAGAUUACGAUAACUCUAAACCUUGUUGUACUUGCUAUCAGUGAAAUGGAGAUGAACAUUGUGUCUGCUGAAAGAGUCGAAGAGUACACAAAACUGCCGUCUGAGGCUGGAUGGGUGUUGGAUACGGCAAGGGCACCAAUAGACUGGCCUAGAUCUGGGACAAUAGAGUUCCGUAACUAUCUGACUCGCUAUAGAGAGGGGUUGGACCUUGUUUUGCGAGGAAUUAAUUGUUCGAUCCAAGACGGAGAGAAGAUAGGAAUUGUUGGCAGAACAGGGGCCGGUAAAUCCUCUCUCACACUGUGUUUGUUUCGUCUGGUAGAAUCUGCUGGAGGCUCAAUUCUUAUAGACGGCGUAGAUAUAUCCAAACUCGGCCUGCAUGAUCUGAGGUCAAAAUUAACUAUCCUGCCACAGGAUCCCGUGCUGUUCUCUGGUUCAUUAAGAAGUAACCUUGACCCGUUUGGACGUUACAACGACGAGAGCAUUUGGUACGCUUUGGAGUGUGCUCAUCUGAAGAGUUUUGUUGACGGGGUCGAGGCUGGUCUGGAUUAUGAGUGUGGCGAGGGUGGUCAAAACCUCAGUGUCGGACAGAGACAACUGGUAUGUUUAGCAAGAACGCUGCUACAUAAAACACGUGUUCUUAUACUUGACGAAGCUACAGCCGCUGUAGAUAUGGAGACAGAUGAUCUUAUACAAGACACUAUCCGCGUACAGUUUAAGGAAUGUACGAUCAUCACUGUAGCUCAUAGGUUGAACACCAUUAUGGAUUAUGACAGAGUUAUGGUUUUGGACGCUGGUUUGAUUAAGGAAUUCGACUCACCGAAAACUCUUUUAAAAGACACGAAUGGUGUUUUCUAUGGAAUGGCAAAGAACGCUGGACUGGUUUAAAAACUACCGAACCGGAAGCAGCUAGAUAUGUCUGCUAUACGGUUUAGAAUUGUUAAUCUUUGUUUUAGUGAUGUUAGUGAAGAAAUGAAUAUUUAUUUGAAUUCCGUCUUGAAGUUAUGAGCAUUUGUUUAUGAAGUAUAUGUAAGGAGAAAAAUACGUAUAUCUCGGGUUAUGUCUUAGAACAUUUAUAGAAGUUUAAGUACAGAUUUUGAAUUAUGCUUAAGAAUUGUGAACUUUUGUUUAUAGAAGUUAUGAAAAUAAAGUCAGUACGUUAUCUGAAUUGUGAACCUUUCUGUACAAAAGUGAAAUGAAUAAAGUAAGGUUUUUAAUUGCGCCUUAUAAUUAUUCAUUGAAUUAUGGACAAUUCUUCAUAGAACUUUAAUUAGUUGAAUUACGCUUUUAGAAUUAUAAACUUUUGUUGAAAGAAAGUAAGAUAAAAAAGUCAAUUAUUUGAAUGGUUAACUAUUGUUUACAAACUUGAAAUGAAUAAAGUAAGAUUUUUAAUUCCGCCUUAGAAUAGUUUGAGUUACGCUUCAGAAUUGUACGACCUUUGUUUACAGAAGGCAAAUGAAUGACGUAACAUUUUGAAUUGCGCCUUAGAAUAAAGGAAUCUUUGUUUAUAGAAGUUAAAUAAAUAAACUAUCAUAUUUGAAUUGCGCCUUAAAAACUGUGAACAGUUGUUUAUAGGGUUGAAAUUACUUGAAUUGUGAGUAAAAGUGCUAAAUGCGAAUUGUAUAUAAUAUGUGUUGUGUUCCGUGAGAAAUGUUCACAAAAAUUGCUUCAUGAAAAAAAUUUCAUAGUGUGGUUUUGUUCAGUGGGUAUUGUUCAUAAAGUGUGUGCAAGUGCUUAAAAGCACAUUUUGUCCAGAAAUGCUUUUAUUUUAUUUCUUAAAAGCUUUUUUUAUUUUGUGUAAUAUUAUAGUAUCCGAAAUGUUACUCAUUUGCCAACAAACUGAAACAUAUUCCUUUGAUUUUUAGGGAAUAAGAACAGUUCUAGUGAUUAUGGACGCCAAGAUACUACUUUGUUUACAUUUUGCUACUUUUAUGACAAGUAAUUUCACAUUCAACACUCUUUUAAGGUAAAUAGCCUCAGGCAUGCUCAAAUACUACUAUGUAAACGUUAUAAAACUCGUGUUUGAUAAUUCUCAAGAAAGAAAAUGUUAUUCGUUUUUGAGGCAUAAUGUGCCUUUAAUGAAAUGUGAAAUGCUCAUAUUGUG